Messenger RNA from Colletotrichum karsti, 327 nucleotides. RefSeq lists its product as uncharacterized. The transcript has a single exon. The record is from RefSeq and is a predicted model, not a curated record. The coding region runs from base 1 to 327 and encodes 108 amino acids. Lineage: Eukaryota; Fungi; Ascomycota; Sordariomycetes; Glomerellales; Glomerellaceae.
AUGCAGUUCAACCUCUUCGCCGUUGCCGCCCUCCUUGCCUGCGAGGCCUUCGCCUCCAAGAUCACCUAUGCCUGCCGCUACAAUGGCAAGGACCUUCAGGGCAAGGACAAGGUGGUGACCGAGCAGAAGGCCGGCGGCACCAUCCCCGACGACAAGGACGACGAUGUCGUCAACGACAUUGGAAAGUGGUCCAACAACGACUUCUCUGCUAAGAAGAACGCCCGCACCGGCAUCGUCAUCGUCACCAACACAAAGGUGGCCAAGAACAAGGCCGAAGCCACGGACCAGAACAACGAGGCUCAGCAGAUCGUCAAGAAGCACACCUAA